AUGGUGCCACGAACUGGAAGGAGAUCUCGAGGCCGUCCAGGUAGCGUGACUCAGCUGAAGGCGUCACUAAGAUCGCACAGUCUUGUUUCGCCACCUAUUGAAAAAGAAAGGAUAAGCAUCCGAAACAGCCGCAAGCGACGCACGAGCGAGGGUUCGACGUGCGACAAGAGCGAGCCCGCGGAGCCGGUGCUCCCGCAGUCGCCGCAAGAGGACCGCGAGAACAAGGGCCCCCAGUUGGGCAAGCCGAGCAACAACAACCGUACCCCCCGCACCGCCGUCCUCGAGGAGGCGAAUUUGUCACCGGCGAGCCCCAUCGCGGCGACUAAGCUCCGCCAACGGCGCGUACCCGGUCUCAAGCCGACUAGCAGCACCCACCGCCCGGUAGCCGCCGACCAACAGCGCCCGGUACGCAGAAAGACCCGCCUGCAGCAGGAGGCCAAACUCGUUGACGAGAGGCCACCCUCCAGGAGGGAGCGACAAUCACUGCUCAGGCCCGCCAAGGAGCCCAACACCCAAGACAAAGCCCAGCAGCAGAAAAAGCUAAAAGAACAGGAGGAAGAAGAAGAGGAGGAGGAGGAGGAGGAGGAACCCGUGAGGGAGGACAGCAAGUCAAGGCAGGACUCGUUGAUCAAGCGGCUGAGGUCGAGUCUCCUGGCCGACAAGCGCCGAGCCGAGCGCAAGCCCAAGGAAGCCGGGGACGACCAGCCGAAGCUCGAGCCCAAAGAGGACGGCGACGAGGGCGCCAAGGACCAGAGUCCUGAAUCCGCACUUUUGCUCGGUGAGAGUGAGCUCUGCAAGGACGAGGAAAAGCAGAGCUGCUCGGGAGUCGUGAAGCUCGAGGAAGUAGCCAGGGUGGAUGGCAAGGACACGGCCAGCGAUGCCCUGCCCAAUGGCCAGCAGCGCCCAAAGUCCGAAGAAGAUUGUCUCGGCGAGGGACCAACGGAAGCCCCGACGGUGCGAGGAGCAUUUCUGUCCAAUGGUGACGGCAAUGGCUGCGGCGACACCGCCUCCCCGCAACUGUUGAAAGUCGAGGUCAAGGAGGAGGAGGAGGAGGAGGAGGAGGGAGGAGGGGAGAAAAAGAGGCCUACCAGCCGGAGCUCAUUAGAAACGGAAAAGGUCCGUCCGAGUGUGGACGGUAGACCGAGCGCCCUGAGCACCGGCGACCGCGGCCUGCUCCUCGAGCAGGAGCAGGAGCGAAGUCGCCACAACGAGAGUCCCGUCAUCCUCGUCGAGCGGCUCAACCACAACAAUCCCCGCCCGGCGUUGCCCCAAUCCUCCCAGCACCAUCACCAGCGUUAUCAGCAGCCAGCCCCGCCCCAGGUUGGAGCUGCCACCACCGUCGCUGGCUAUCGUCCCUCCCAAGCUCUGUUGCACCGCUACCAGCGGCGGGAGCGAUGA
Messenger RNA from Copidosoma floridanum, 1398 nucleotides. RefSeq names its product Lysine demethylase 3 (gene Kdm3). Gene Ontology annotation, biological process: regulation of transcription by RNA polymerase II. Gene Ontology annotation, molecular function: chromatin DNA binding; histone H3K9 demethylase activity; transcription coregulator activity. NCBI's taxonomy places the organism in Eukaryota, Metazoa, Arthropoda, Insecta, Hymenoptera, Encyrtidae. The record is from RefSeq and is a predicted model, not a curated record. Gene Ontology annotation, cellular component: chromatin; histone deacetylase complex.